UUUGCGUGUUUAGCUCAGAAAAAAGUAAAUUGAAAAGUAAACAAAACAGUGGCAGAGGAAGAAGUUCUCACCACGCCUCUGAAGGAAGGGGAAGUCUCAGUACAAAGCAUUUUCAGUUUACUGACAGAAUGGCAACAGCGUUGACUGCCUCAAGGUCUCAAGCACCAGUCUUCACCGCGGAAAGCAUGUUGUGGCUGUUCCUGUUGCUCCUGCUUGUCUUCUGCAUUGGCCCAGGGAGUACAGGGAAUCUAGUUUCGCAAACCAGCUCAACCCCAUGGAUGGUGAAUGGGAUUCUGGGGGAGUCAGUAACUCUUCCCCUGGAGUUUCGUGCAGGAGAGAAGAUCAAGUCCAUUACCUGGCAUUACAAUGGAGCAUCUAUUGCCUUCAUAGUGCCCUCUGAAUCCAAAAGUCCACAAAUCCACGUGACUAAUCCGAAAUUGGAAAAGCGACUGAACUUCACUCAGUUCUACUCCCUGCAACUCAGCAACCUGGAGAUGGAAGACACAGGCUCUUACAGUGCCCAGAUGUCCUCAGAGACCUCUGCAAUUGUGUCCAGUUACACUCUGAGGAUAUUCAGAAAACUGAAGAACAUACAAGUUACCAAUCACAGCCAACUCUCUCAGAAUAGGAUCUGUGAGAUCCAUCUGACUUGUUCUGUGGAGGAUCCAGAUGACAACAUCUCAUUCAGAUGGGAGGCCUUGGGAAAGACACUUCUAAGUGAGCCAAACCUCACCACCUCCUGGGACCCCAGGAAUUCCAGUGAACAGGACUACACCUGCGUAGCAGAGAAUGCUGUCAGCAACUUAUCCUUCUCUGUCUCUGCCCAGAAGCUUUGCGGAGAUGUUGAAAAUCAAUAUACACAUACCACUAUGAUUGUGUCUCUGGCUGUUGGGGUAUUCAUAGUCUUAUUCAUCAUCAUGCUGUUACUUCUUUGGAAGAAAAGAAGAGCAGGUUCCCUUCCUUUGUCUACUCAGCAAACACAGGGUCCUGCAGAGUCCACGGGGAACACAGACAAUGCUUCAGUCUCUCCAGUGAACAACACUGUGUAUGCUUCAGUCUCUCAUUCGUCCAGGGAAAUGGAAACCUCAACACCUAGAGAAAAUGAUCUUCUCACAGUUUACUCCACAAUUAAUCAUUCCAAAGAGAGUAAACCCACUUCUUCCAGGGCAACUGCCCUUGACAACGUCAUGUAAGUUGCUGAAAGGCCUCAAAGGAAUUCAGGAAUGAUGCAUCUUCUGAUCCCAUGGAAGAGAACGAAGAGCAGGAAGCUUGGUUUUCUGCCCGCCAACAGAAUUUGAAUAUCUGGGAUAGGAUUAUCACCUCCACUCCUUCGGAUUUAAACCUCCUUACCCAGGUCGAACACCUAAGGACAACAUCACUUCCAGCAUGUGGCUCAGAUAAUAUUUUCCAAUUCACUUCAGACCAAAACAUGCUAAAGAUAACACACCAGCAGACUGGCUCUCUCUUUGAGAAAUAAGCAAAUGGAAUUAUGGUUGACAGAGAGUUUAUAAUCCAGAAGACAACCACUUCUCUCCUGUUAGAAAGCAGCAGGAUUGUGACUUACUGGGCAAUAAUACGGUGUAUUUGUUACAUGUGCAGUCUCUGGAGUUGGAUAGGCCCAUGCUCAUAUCCUGAUACGAGUCGAGCAUCCCUUGUCUGAAAUGCUUGGGACUAGGACUGUCUCAGAUUUCCAUUUUUUUCAGAUUUUGAAAUAUUUGCAUUAUAUUUACUGGUUGAGUAUCCCAAAUCCAAAAAUCUGAAAUUCAAAAUGCUCCAAUGAGCAUUUCCCUUGAGUUUCAUUCGUAUUGGUACUCAAAAAGUCUCAGAUUUUGGAGCAUUUCAGAUAUUGGAUUUUUGGAUUUUGGAUGCUCAACUUGUACAAUAUUUAUUAGACGUACCUCCUGGGACAUAUAGCCUAACCUUGUGGAGCCUUAGUCUCACAGACAGAAAAAGGAAGAGGAUGGUAUCACAUCAGCUCCAUUGUUUGAGCCAAUAAUCUAAGUCAUCCCUAACUCCAGCGUCUUUGUCACCAGGCCCUUUGGUCUCUACCUCAAAGAUAUUUCUUGGACCUCCCACUUCUCCCCCAGCUCCUUGACCAGCAUCCUGUAUCACCACCUCUAACCUGGAAUCCUACCUUAACCUCAAAACAAUUCUUCUCACUUUUGUUUUUUGUCCCUCUCCAACCCAUUCUCCACAAGACAGCCAGAGUAAUGUUUUUAAUAUAAACUGGAUCCUUCAGUUGCCUGUUUAAAACCCUGUAGGCUUCCCGAUGCCCUCAGAAUGAAAUCCAGUUUCCAUGGCCCUGGUUAUUCUGGUCCAACUUCAACCUCAGCUAGCAUUCCCCUUCCAACACCCUCCAUGUAGCCUCCCUGAUCUUCUCAGCUCCUCUAUUAAAGUAAAAAUUCUUUAUGUUAGUUAUUUACAUCUGUCUGCAGACCUUCGUCUGCAUGCUGGGGUCCUCCUAUUGUUUAGCUCUUAACUUAAAUAUGUCACCUCCUAAGAGAGACCUCCCCAGACCACUCUAUCUAAAAUGAAUCAUCUAGGCUGGCAGCUGUGGCUCAUGCCUAUAAUCCCAGCACUUUGGGAGGCCGAGGCUGGCAGAUCAUUUGAGGUCAGGAGUUCAAGACCAGCCAGGCCAACUUGGUGAAACCCCAUCUUUACUAAAAAUACAAAAAAAUUAGUCAGGCAUGGUAGUGCAUGCCUAAAAUCCCAGCUACUGGAGAGGCUGAGCCAGGAGGAUCAUUUGAACCUAGGAGGCAGAGGUUGCAGUGAGCCAAAAUUGUGCCACUGUACUCCAGUCUGGGUGACAGAGCAUGACUCUGUCUCAAAAAACAUAAAUAAAUAAAAUAAAACAAAAUA
Molecule: messenger RNA, 2859 nt
Organism: Callithrix jacchus (white-tufted-ear marmoset)
Lineage: Eukaryota; Metazoa; Chordata; Mammalia; Primates; Cebidae
Gene: SLAMF6
Product: SLAM family member 6
Biological process (GO): T cell activation; positive regulation of type II interferon production; T-helper 17 cell lineage commitment
Cellular component (GO): external side of plasma membrane; membrane
Source: RefSeq, a predicted model, not a curated record